Messenger RNA from Ceutorhynchus assimilis (cabbage seed weevil), 780 nucleotides. Lineage: Eukaryota; Metazoa; Arthropoda; Insecta; Coleoptera; Curculionidae. The record is from the annotation of a GenBank genome assembly.
AUGACGACUGAAGAAUUUCCCAUUAUGAUGAAACAAUCACUGAAUCCUGGUUUAGGUGCCAAACUUUACUAUGGACUUAGGAGGCAGAUUAUCGGAGGGGAUGGUCGAGGUUUAACGAAUGGGCACUACACUGCUGCUGGAUAUAAUCCUUCAGUUAUAGCCUGUUCGCCUUUAAAACGGCCACUUAUCGCAGCACCCCCAUCAGACCUUUUUCCAACGAAUUCGCUAGCAAUGAACAACAACAAUACCACCCAGACGAACAACAACAUCAACAACAAUAACAAUACCAAUAACAACAUCCUCGAAAGCGAAAGGAUCGAAAAAAUCGAUAUCGAUGAACAAGAAGAGCCUGACGCGGAUACGAUAAAAAUGUUCGUAGGGCAAGUGCCAAGAUCUAUGGACGAAAACGACUUGAGAAGGAUGUUCGAGAAAUACGGACGGGUACAUGCAAUCAAUGUUCUGAGGGACAAAGCAACUGGUGCAAGUAAAGACUGUCUGGAUUUAUUCAGCACUACAGCAAAACACCUACCACAAAUGAAUAACAGGAUUAAUAUCCGGGAGAAGGUAACCAGGAAACUGAAAGAAAACGUAGAAAAUAGCGCACCAUCCUAUGCCCAAGUAGUUGCAGACACUGCAAACCUAAAAAACCAGGUGGAAAAACUAAAUAACGAGGUAAAUGCACAGAAGGCUGAACCAAAAGCUCCUACAACUGAGAACAUGUCUAUUGAACCGGCUUUGUGUGAAAUGGCUGAACGAGAGAGGCGAGCAUCCAAUAUUUGA